AUGGACCCUCCUCGCCCUCUGGUCGCUGUCGCUCCUGUACCUGCUGCACAUCACCGUCGUCCGCCUCGACGUUUUAAGGAUUCGUUCCCACCUAAAAUCACCCUCAAGCCACCGCGUCGCCGCACAGUCGCUACUCGCCGCCGCACGCGUCAAGGCACUCGCCAACGUCAAGUACUUCUCACCGUGAUGGUUGUCGUCAUCAUUAUCACGGCGCUCACCGCUGAUGUAAUCUCACUCACCUACUCACCACCUAACUCACCGCUAAUGUCAACUCACUCACUCACCUCCCUCUUUCACUGGUCGCUGUCGCUCCCUUCCUCCCUCACCUCCUCCACUCACCUCCACCGUCGGGCUGCUCUCUCCACCUCCUCGACCCUCAACCUGAUCCUUCGCUUCCUUAAACCUACUUUCCACGGCUUGGGCGGGGCUUUCAUCUUUGCCGGGAGGGACGGAUUUGCUGGUCGCCUGGUUAAACUGACGGUCAAGUUUCUCAGCAAUCGGCGUGAUCUUGUCCAAGAUGCCAGCGAUGCUGUUUUCUGUGCUGCCGGCGAGCAGCACUGA
Messenger RNA from Babesia ovata, 561 nucleotides. Its product is annotated as uracil permease, putative. NCBI's taxonomy places the organism in Eukaryota, Apicomplexa, Aconoidasida, Piroplasmida, Babesiidae. The coding region runs from base 1 to 561 and encodes 186 amino acids. The record is from RefSeq and is a predicted model, not a curated record. The transcript has a single exon.